This is a messenger RNA of Naegleria gruberi, 3513 nucleotides long. Its product is annotated as FH2 domain-containing protein. NCBI's taxonomy places the organism in Eukaryota, Heterolobosea, Eutetramitea, Acrasida, Naegleriidae. The coding region runs from base 1 to 3513 and encodes 1170 amino acids. The transcript has a single exon. Gene Ontology annotation, biological process: cellular component organization. The record is from RefSeq and is a predicted model, not a curated record. Gene Ontology annotation, molecular function: actin binding.
AUGGAGGAUGCUGACAGUCACACUUCCAAUGAUGAAGGAUCUUCAAUUCAUGAACAACCAACAUUACAAGAUGUGUUUCCAUCAUCAUCAUCGAAUAAUGAAACUAAUUUAAACGAAACAGAAAGGUCCAAAGUUACUGUUAGCAAUAAUUCGGAUAUUUUCUCCUCUACACAACAUAUUACCACUGCUACGGAACAACCAACAUCUUCUGCCAAGUUUUCUUCUUUCACUGAACAUAUAUUCGAAACUCUGAUUGAUCGUCCAACAACAAACAUGACAGGUUUCUUUCUGGCAAAUGACAUGUCUGAAGUAUUGGAUACUUCUACAAUUUUUGUACCAGAGAAUAAUUUUAAUCUUUCUCAGAAAUUGAUUUCAAUUAUCGAAAAUGGUUGUGAAGAAAUUUUACAACAAUUUAAAGAUUCGAAUUAUGAUUCGAAUAUUUUGAAGACAAUUAGUGAAGUUUUGGAGGUGUGUGUAGAUAGAAUCGAUGAAGAAGAUUCAGAAAAUUCAAAUGAUAUGGCAAAGGAUUCAAAAUACUCAAAAUGGAUUUCAGAUUUCUUGACAGGUGGCGGGUUGACCAUGAUGACUACUUCACUCGAUCAUUCAGAACUUGUUUCAGAUAAAAUCAAUAAGGAUAGAAUCCCUCUCGAAGUUCACUUCCUCAAAUGCACCCAAAAACUUUUAGAUGCUUCAGAAUUUUCAAGAGAAUUCUUCUUGAAAGAUCGAGAUGCUUUGAGAGCUUUAGUUUUAAUUCUUGAUUGCGAAUCUUUAGAAUUGAGAGCUGAGGCCUUACUUCUCCUGACAGCUAUUUUGAAUAUUCAUAUUGAGAAUGUCGAUACUCAUGCUUUGAUUUUGGAAAAUUUUUACCUUUUUAAGAAAAUUAAAAGUGAACCAAAAAGAUUUCACUUUUUAGGGAAAAGUUUCAAUGAUUUGGCAAAUUUAGAAAAUCAUGCUGAGGAGAUUUUAUGUAAGGGAAAUAGUAAGCAAUAUAUUAUGGCAUUGAUGGUGUUUUUCAAUGGAUUGAUUUCAAAAUCUCCAAAUGAGGGAAUUAAAUCAAUGAUUGUUAAGGAAUUGAAAGGUUUGGGAAUGCACACUUCUGCAAAACAAAUUCAUUUGAGAAUUGAGGAGAUUAUUGAUGAUUUGGAUAUUGAUUUGGGAAAGGAACCAAUUUAUUCGAAUGUUUUAUUGCAAGUUGGUGCAUUUGAGAAACAUUUCUCCAAAUAUUAUCAUGAUACUUGUUUGGGAAUUUUGGAAGAUGUGGAUACGACUAAUCCUAUUGAGAUUUCCAAAUCAAUUUCCAGUUACUUGACAAGUUUGAGCAAUGAAUCGAAUCAAAUUAACAAUAUUUUUGUGAAUAGUUUAAAUACCAUGUUGAGAUUGACCAAAUUUGGAGUUAUUAAGAAUCAAAGUGUGGGAGAAAUUUACAAUUCAUGGAAGACAAUUGAUAGAAUUUUGAAAAUUGCAAUCAAUGAAGAUAAGGUCACUUUCACCACAGAAACAGAAAUUGAACAACGGAAGGAUAUUGAACAAAUGAGGCAAUAUAUUCUUAAAUUGGAAAAUGAAAAUGCAAAAUUAGAAACCCAAAAAACAAACCUUGAAAAAAAGGUAAAGAAACAAGAACAAGAUGAUUUCAAUAAGAAUAUUAUCAAUAAUGCUACUUCAUUGGAUGAAGAGAAACCUGAACAAGUCAAUCAACAUGUAGUAGAAACAGUUGUCAGUCAACUACAAGAACAAUCUGCCAAACCAGUUGAAAUUUCACAAUUGCAACCUGUAGAGAACAUUUCAACUAGUGCUACUCCACCAGAAGUUCCAGUCAUUCCACAACCUCCUGUUACAACAGGAGUUCCACUCCCUCCUGGAAUGAAUUCUGGAAUUCCUCUUCCACCUUCUGGAAGUAAUUCUUGUCCAACACCACCUGUUGGAAAUGUGGGAGCUCUUUCAGAUCUUCCUCAAUUACCAAAAGCAAAACCAAGUACUGCCACGAAACCAAUCUUCCUCGAAAGGAUACUGAACACCGAAGUGAAAAAGACAAUUUUUGUGGAGAAGAAACUUGCCGAAAAUACCAAUGAACUAAUCAAGAAGAUUGAUUUGGAAUCGUUGGGAAAGACCUUCCAGAAAGUGGAAAUCAGUAAGAAACCAGCCGAAAAGGAGAAACCAGCAAACAACAAACCAAAGAUUGAGGAAGUGAAAGUUUUGGAUCAAAACAAAUCUUACAUGAUUUCAAUCCAAUUGAAAUCCAUCAAGAAGCUCAAUAAGGACGAAACUGAUGAAAUGAAAUUUGCAAGAUUGAGAAGGGGUAUUCUACAAAUGGACGAAUCAUACGAUACAGAGCUUGUUUCCUGUCUAUCUAAGUGCAUGCCAACAAGUGAAGAAGUUGAAAGUGUUACAAAAACAGCUGAAGAAUUGGAAAAUCUUCCUCAAAAUCCAAUGAAUGUUAAGGUUCUAGGAUUGGUCGAGAAGUUUAUUUAUGAAAUUCGUGAUAUUCCAUUCUCACUGAAUAGAAUUGCUGCCUGGAUGUUUAAAUUCAAUUUGGCUUCUACAGCAAUGAAUAUUCGAAACAAGCUGGAAAUAAUUAUUGGUGCUUGCGAUCAAUUGCAGAACUCACCAAGUUGGCUUAAUUUGCUGUCACUUGUCUUGACAAUUAGUAAUUAUUUGAAUACUGGGAAUUCUAAAAUGCAAAAUCUUUAUGGAUUCAAGGUUUCGUCAUUAAGUGUAUUGGAACAAGUCAAAUCAACUGAUCAGAAAAAGACCAUGAUUCAUGUGUUGUGUCAAUUAUGUCAAGAAAAAUUCCCUGAAAUUUUAAAAUUGGAUAGUGAGCUUUCUAAUAUUCCAAAAUGUGCACCAAUGAAUUUCUUCCUCAUCAGAGAAGAAAUCCAACAAUUCAAAGAUGAAGUCGAUUCAGUGAGAAAGACAUUUAAAUUAAUGGAAUCUAUGAAAGAGAAGAAUCUUUUGGACGAAACUGAUCGAUUUAUUGAAAUUAUUGGACCAAUUAUUGAAAUGGCAGAAACUCAAAUUGUCAAAAUUGACCAAUUACUAACCAAAGCAGAACACUCACUCAAAUCCACUCAAGAACUCUUUGGUGAGAAAGAUAUCAUGAAAGACGAGAAUCCAAAUGGUAUACCAUCAACUAUUUCAGACGAAACAUUAUCAGAAUCUCUGAAACCGCACCAAAAUAUGGAAAUUGAAAAGAGGACCCUGAUAAGCAUCGUCGCUCACUUCAUUCAAAACAUGACCAAAACGCACGUCAUCGUCCAAGAACGAAGAGAAAAGGAAUUACGAGAGGCAAGAAUCCAAGAGAAACAACGAAAGAAACAAGUAGGAAGCUUUUUCACCAAUCUUAAAAAGCUUACAGUGAGACAAAAGAUGAAGAAUGCGUUCUUUGGAGGUUUGGCGGUUUCACAUGUCAGCGAUGAUGAUCAUUUGUUCAGUGUUGCAUCAUCGAAAAAACCAUUGAGUUGUAUGGAGUUAAUUGCUGGCCAAACGAUACAAGUUUCUUCAUCAUCGCAGUUCUAA